Messenger RNA from Anastrepha obliqua, 3415 nucleotides. It is a transcript of the gene dmGlut, whose product is annotated as putative inorganic phosphate cotransporter. The record is from RefSeq and is a predicted model, not a curated record. Gene Ontology annotation, molecular function: transmembrane transporter activity. Gene Ontology annotation, biological process: transmembrane transport; monoatomic anion transport. The transcript has 7 exons. NCBI's taxonomy places the organism in Eukaryota, Metazoa, Arthropoda, Insecta, Diptera, Tephritidae. Gene Ontology annotation, cellular component: membrane. The coding region runs from base 351 to 1853 and encodes 500 amino acids.
UGAACGCGACUGCUGACGGGUGAACGGUUGUUUGGACCGAAAUUUGUAAUCUGUUUUUACGUUUAUUAUCAUUAUUAUACAUACAUACGUAUAUAUGUGUAUGUUUUCUUUGUGAUGGUGGUACGAAUUUUAUAAAUACCGAAUAUGUGCAUUUAAAACAAUUUGUUAUUUAGUUACAAUUUGGAGACGAAAUCUUUUAUUAACGCACAACCAAACACCCAUCAGUACCAGCGACAGCCCGGCUUGUGAAGCCUACGGCAGUAAGGCGCAGUUUUUGCUGUUUUUGCAGUUCUUUAUUAAUCACCCUGGAGAAUACGAGGUAUACACCUAUAACUAUACAACGAAAAAAAAUGACGCAACCGGAAUGGGGAAUAAAAUUUUCAAGGUUUUUCUUUGUACCACAGCGCGUGAUCCUGUCGAUCAUGGGCUUCUUCGCCAUGCUUAACGCAUAUACGAUGCGUGUUUCUUUGUCGGUGGCCAUUACCGAGCUGGUGGUGAAGAAGAAUCAGACAGAUGAUGGCAGUGAUGUGGCCAUAUGUGCAGCCGAUAGCAUAGAUUCAGGAUCAAGUUCUGGCGGUACAUACGACUGGUCGGAGGAAUUACAGGGUUACAUCCUAUCAUCCUUCUACAUUGGUUACAUCGUGACGCAUAUACCUGGUGGUCUAUUGGCUGAGAAAUUUGGUGGUAAAUGGACGCUCAGUCUGGGUAUACUUUCAACGGCAUUCUUCACCGUGAUUACGCCACUUGCCAUUAUUAAUGGUGGCGCCAAUUGGCUCAUCAUUGUGCGUAUUUUGAUGGGUAUUGGUGAGGGUACCACUUUCCCGGCAUUGAGUGUACUCUUGGCACAAUGGGUACCGGUGAAGGAGCGCGGCAAAUUGGGUGCACUCGUAUUGGGUGGUGGACAAGUGGGCACAAUUUUGGGUAAUCUUUUAUCUGGUCUAUUGCUGGAUGCUUACGACUGGCCUGUGGUAUUCUACUUCUUCGGUGGCAUCGGUAUUAUAUGGUUCAUUAUCUUUACGUUCCUCUGCUACAGCGAUCCGACAACACAUCCAUUCAUUAAGCCCAGCGAAAAGGAAUAUCUUACCAAGCAUAUGGGUACAAUUGGACGCAACAAGAAUCUGCCACCCACACCAUGGAAAGCUAUAUUGACCAGUUUGCCAAUGUGGGCAUUGAUCUCUGCACAAAUCGGUCACGAUUGGGGCUUCUAUAUUAUGGUUACAGAUUUGCCCAAAUACAUGUCCGAUGUUUUGCGAUUCUCCAUCAAAUCUAACGGUCUAUACUCUUCGCUGCCAUACGUCAUGAUGUGGCUCUUUUCACUGGGUUCAGGCUUCGUUGGUGAUGUGUUGAUUACACGCAAGAUUAUGAGCAUCACGAACGUACGUAAAAUGAUGACUGGUUUAGCUGCCUUUGGUCCAGCGAUCUUUAUGGUUGCCGCUUCAUACGCUGGUUGUGAUCGUGUCACAGUCGUCAUACUUUUCACCAUUGCCAUGGGUCUCAUGGGCGCUUUCUAUGCGGGUAUGAAGCUGACACCACUUGACAUGAGCCCCAACUAUGCGGGUACAUUGAUGGCGAUCACCAACGGGAUUGGUGCGGUUACGGGUGUGAUUUCGCCAUCCUUGGUGGGCUUGAUGACACCAAAUGCUACACUGCUCGAAUGGCGUCUCGUGUUCUGGGUUGCCUUCGGUGUUCUCGUCGUCACUGCCAUUGUCUAUGUUAUCUGGGCGUCGGGUGAAGUGCAGCAUUUCAACGAUCCACCACAAAAGAUUGAUUUCGAAGCUGCAGAGAAGGAGAAAACAGCUGAUGGCGCAAAUAACGAACGUUAUGAAGCGCAAGAGAAAACCGAUAAGCUGUGAAGACUGUAAAUAUUGUGCACGUGCGCCGCUGUCUAGCGUCAAGUGAUUUGUUGCUAGCCAAACGAAAACACGUGGAUGCCGAAAAGCUGCCUGCUCAUCUGUGGAUGAAAAGAAAGAAUUUAGAAACAAACAAAGAAAAACAAAAGCAGAUUCUAAAGUAUUUAUUGUAAUAAUAAUUUAAGCGGAAAAAACAAAACACAACCAAACAACAACAACAACAAGACAACGGAACUUAAAAUAAGGCAAAAACAAGUAGGAAAAUAUACAUAUAUACAUAUGUGUCUAUGUAUGUUAUUGAAAAUUGCAAACAAAUAAUUAAUUGUUUUUCCUUUAUCGAAGCAUACAAAUUCCUUGUUUUUGCUAAGUUGUUUAGUGUACACCCAAAGAUACAUUUAGCUAUAUGUGUAUGUAUGUAUGAGUAGUUGAUUAAAUAAUGUAAUCGUUAUUAUUUGUUUUGCAUAUUUUCCUUAUUUGAAUUAGUGAAUAAUGUAUGUAUUUAGAACGGUAUUGAACUUAACGCUUGUAAACAAAAAACAAAACCAGUACUGCGUUUUCCCUUGUGAUUGCACUUUACUCGCAUUGCGGCUAUUUUUUUUUUAAUAUUUUGUUUUUUUAAUAUUUACUAAAAACAAACAAGAAAAUUAUACGCAUUAAUGCACAUACGUAUGUAUGUAUGUAUAUUUACAUUUUAAUAAGCAAUAAAAAAGUGUACAAGAUCAAGAAAAUUAGCCCAAAAAAAUGGUUUUCCAUGUGCGUGCGCACUUAAGAUCCAUACUUAUGCUAUUACUUAAGUGCACUGUCAAAUGCAAAUAACAACAAAUAAAAAAUUAAAAUAAAAAUAAAUAAAACAAAAUUAAAAUUAAAAAAAAAAACCAAGAUAAAAUGCUGAUAUGCAUGAGAUGUAAAUGAUGGAAUUUUUCCUAUUAUCUUCUGGUUAAUUAAUUAUUAAUUUCCAAUAACUCGCCUUGUAUAUUUGAGUAUUUCAUAUUCCGCGUUUAGUACUGUCGCCGUAAGCAGAUGCACACGAACUUAACUGUAACUGUCACUUUAAUUGUAAAUUCUUUCAAUUACAUAUAAGCCAUAUACUAUGUAGAUAAACACCCACAUACCCACAUACCUAUAUUUUAUUGCAAAUAGAACGAAAAUUGAUGCAAAUGCUAAAAGGACCUAGUGAACUGCUACAACAACACUAACAACACCCAAUUUGCCUUAAUAUCCACUGGUGCGAAUUUUAAUUACAUACGCAUACAUAUGUAUAUGAAUGUAUGUGCAUUUGUACAUGUGUAUGUGUGUACACAUGCAUACGAUUUUGUAAUUUUUGAUACUACACCCAUAUUGUCGUGGCAUUAAGGUUAUACUGCUGCCGUAGAGUGCGUACGAGUGCAUGCAUACAUACAUACAUACAUACCUAGGCAUACAUAUUAUAUAAUAUUAAUGACAAUAUUACACUGAAAUUGAUAUGUGCAUUGUUAUGUAGUUGUAAUUAAUAUUACUUGUAAAAUAUUAAUUGUAAAGUUAUGCGAAUUUAAUUUCAAUAAAACGAUAAAUAAAAUAAUCUAAAA